Phytophthora megakarya is the source of this 747-nucleotide messenger RNA. The record is from the annotation of a GenBank genome assembly. NCBI's taxonomy places the organism in Eukaryota, Oomycota, Peronosporomycetes, Peronosporales, Peronosporaceae.
AUGUUGUUGGGCAUGCCGUGGCUUGAACGGCAUGAUCCUACUAUCGACUGGGAGAAGCGUACGGUCGUACGCUUUGGACACCCGCGGCGCAACAGAGAGCCUUGGCCCUAUACACCUAACGGUGCAUACGAACCUCCUUCAAAGACAGUGGCUCGCGCCGCUGUCUCCGAUCGCAGCGCGAGGAGCGCGAGCUGUCAACGACUCCGGGAGUCGUUGACAGAAAAAGAGUGUCUGGUCCCAGACCAGACACUUCCAGAAAGUUCUCUGCCGCGUCGAGGUAACAACAGUGUGUCAGCUCUGGGAGUUGCGACACACUGCUCCACCGUAAGGCGUCGAGGUGACGACAAUGCAUCGACUCCGGGAGUCGAUGCGACAAGCUGUGUGGACGGUUGCAAACGUCCAGCACUGAAGCUUCAGCCGGGCUGCACGAAGCAGGGCGCGAUCAAGCCGGGCUUGAUGACGCGUGCCCGCGGGUACAAGAACCCGCCGGCGGUCGCCCGCCGACUGGAAUGUCUGCCUGCUGUAUCAAAGAAAAUUCGUCCAUGGCCGGGCCUGGACGAAAUGCAAGUGAAUCCGGGAUUCACAAGAAGAAGCGACGGCUCAAGCACAAGACACAGCGUAAGUCUCGGUCCGGGACCGAGACUCUUCAAGCCACAAGAGCCGACAGUGGCCGUCGAGACGUUGAACGUCUUGACGCGGGCCGGCUGGGUACCAGUACAAGAAAAUGGAGUUAGAGUACCCUCCACC